This is a messenger RNA of Malurus melanocephalus (red-backed fairy wren), 5720 nucleotides long. Its product is annotated as macrophage mannose receptor 1-like. The coding region runs from base 97 to 4407 and encodes 1436 amino acids. Gene Ontology annotation, molecular function: signaling receptor activity. NCBI's taxonomy places the organism in Eukaryota, Metazoa, Chordata, Aves, Passeriformes, Maluridae. The transcript has 30 exons. The record is from RefSeq and is a predicted model, not a curated record.
UCCAAUACUGAGAAGGAGCCAGCGCCAACUGAAUUUUUAAGGACCCCUGCUGCAGCAAUUAAUUUCAUCUCAUCUCUCUGUGAAUAAGAAGACAGAAUGAAACACUUGAGCUUUUGUACAGUUUUAGUUYUCCUCUCAUUUGUUCAUGCUUCUUUCCAGACACUCGACAAGGAAAUAUUCUUAAUAUACAAUGAGGAUACUAARUUCUGUUUAGUUGCUCAGAGUUCCGAGGCAGUCACAACAUCUACCUGCAAGAAAAACAGUGACUUACAAAAAUUCAGGUGGGUCUCUGAUCAUCAGCUAAUGAGCAUGGCAUUUGCACAAUGUUUGGGAGUGCCCUACAAGAGAMACCAGGCUAAAAUUUCUCUGUACCCAUGCAACAAGACAAGUGAAUUCCAGAAAUGGGAAUGCAGAAAUGCAGCAUUGGCAAUCCAAGGGGAAGAUUUAUUUCUCAGUGCYGGCAAAAGAAAAGAAAAUAUUAUGCUGAAAUCAGGAUCAGAGCAAAUAGAUAAAUGGAAGAUCUAUGGAACCAUGGAUGAUUUGUGUUCUCAAAGYCAUGAAGAUCUGUUUACACUGUUGGGAAAUUCCAACGGUGCUCCGUGUGCCUUCCCCUUCCUGUUGGGAGGCAGAUGGUACGGGGAGUGCACGGCUGCUGGCAGGUCAGACGGAUUGCUCUGGUGUGCAACAACGCCCAACUUCGACGGGGACCAUCUGUAYGGGCUCUGUCCAGCUGCCAACAGUGACAGAUUUUGGAGUAGAGAUCCUUUGACUGGAACCUACUACCAGAUAAAUCACCAGUCAGCCCUCACAUGGCACCAAGCARGGAAGAGCUGCCAGCAACAGAAUGCAGAAUUGUUAAGUGUCACGGAGAUACAUGAACAAUUGUAUCUAAGAGAUCUGAUUGACAGCAAGAGAUCCUCUCUCUGGAUUGGGCUUAACAGUCUGAAUCUCAACAGUGGCUGGCAGUGGAGCGGUGGCUUUCCCUUCAGAUACUUUAACUGGGCACCAGGAAGCCCUGAAUCUGAGUCUGAAAAACUCUGUGCAGUASUAAAUCCCAGAAGAGAUGCUAAAUGGGAAAACCAGCCAUGUGAGCUGAAACUUGGCUAUAUCUGCAAAAAGGAAAAUUCSACGAAGGAUUCUUUCAUUCUUCCAUCAGGGGAUUUAGAGCCUGUUAAAUGCGCAGAAGACUGGCUGCCCUAUGGAGGUCACUGUUUCAUGAUUCAUAGAGAUCCCAAAGAAUGGGGAGAAGCCUUGAUUUCCUGCAAUGAGAGAAAUGGCAGCCUGGCCAGUAUCCACAACCCUGAGGAGCAUGGCUUCAUACUGUCUCAGCUUGGCUACAAAGCUGUGGAUGUGUUGUGGAUUGGUCUGAACGACCUCAAAACUCAAAUGUUCUUUGAGUGGAGUGAUGGGACUCCUGUGACAUAUACCAARUGGCUGCCUGGAGAACCAACCCAUGAAGCCAUUGGCCAAGAAGAUUGUGUCAUUAUGGCAGGAAAGGAUGGAUACUGGGCAGACAGUGCCUGUGACAGGAAGUUUGGCUACAUCUGCAGAAGAGACCCAGUACAAGGAGUUUCUGGGACAGCAAAGACUGAUCCUGCCUGCCCAAAGGGUUGGGAAAGAUACAGUUUUUACUGCUACCUGGUUGGACAUACCUCUGUAACAUUUUCAGAAGCAAAGAAAACUUGUGAAAGGAGCAGUGGUUAUUUAGCAACUAUAGGAGACAGGUAUGAGCAAGCCUACCUGACCAGCCUCAUUGGUCUGAGAUCUGAGAAGCUUUUUUGGAUUGGUGUCUCAGACAUGGAAGAGCCUGGGAGUUUCAAGUGGGUGACUGGUGAAGGUGCUCUGUACACAAACUGGAACGCAGCAAUGCCUGGAAAGGAAGCUGGUUGUGUUGCCCUUAGGACUGGAAAUGCAGCUGGACUAUGGGAUGUUCAGAACUGUGAUGUGAAGGCAAAGUUUCUCUGCAAAAAAUUAGCUGACAAAGUUACUGUUCCCGAUGCUCCUGAAACCACUUCUGAUUUCAAAUGCCCCUCGGGUUGGGAUACAAGCAACAGAACUAAUUCGUGCUUCAGAGGCUUUGUAAGGGAACAACAAAUGAAAACAUGGCUUGAAGCCCGAGAUUUUUGCAGAGAAAUAGGAGGAGACCUGGCUGCCAUUAGAAGUGAAGAAGAGCAAACAGUGAUAGAAAAUUUAUUAAAGAAGAAAUCCCCAUCAUUUCAGCCUUUCUGGAUAGGUUUGCAGAAUUUGGAUCCUGAUGGUGGGCUUUCCUGGAGUGAUGGAUCGCCGGUGAAUUAUGAAGCAAAAAAUGAGUUUUACUAUCCUGAAUUUCAAGUUUGUGGAGCAAUCAGUGAAAAGCCUUUGCCAACAUGGAUUAAGGAGCACUGUGAAUACAGUCACAAUUGGAUCUGUGAAAUAAAGAAAGGGAUACCCUUGAAACCAGAACCUCCAGGCCCUUCUGCCACAUAUGAAGUCAUAGAAGAUGGCUGGAUUGUAAAAGGAGACAAACAAUAUUUUUUCAGCACAGAAAAGACCUCUAUGGAGAAAGCCASAACAUUCUGCAAAAACAAUCACGGACAUCUUGCUACUAUUGGAAAUAAUAGUGAAAGAAAAUUUUUGUGGAAAUACAUCCUAAAAAAUGGCAAACUGGACUCAUAUCUCAUAGGAUUGAUUCAGAAUGCUGAAAACCAGUUCAGUUGGAUGAGUGGAAGCCCAGUGCACUAUGCAGCCUGGGCACUGGGUGAGCCCAACUUUAGAGGUCAAGAACAUUGUGUGGUCUUAAAUAAAAAAGAUGGCUUGUGGAACGAUGUCAACUGUGGUWUUUCCAAUGGCUAUAUCUGUGAAAGGCACAGAAGUUUUACAAAUGCAACUCUCCCUUCAGCAGUACCUUCARCUCCUGGAGGAUGUCCUGCAGACUGGAUUUUAUUUAAAAAUAAGUGUUAUAAAUUUUUUGGCUCUUCCUAUCAUUCCUGGGCUGCUGCAAGGAUAGCUUGCACGAGGCUUGGAGGAAACCUGGCAAGCAUACAAAAUGAACAAGUCCAAGCUUUUCUCACCUACAAAUUGAAGGAUGUUUCAAGUGAUCCUUGGAUUGGCUUGAAUGAUAKACUCAGUGAACUCAACUUUGUUUGGUCAGAUGGAAGUGCUGUUUCAUACACAAACUGGGCUAAAGAUUCCCCAAAACUUGUMGAACCUGUUUUGUUUGACACUCUUCAACCAGAAAACGGCCGAAAUCUUCAACAGUUUGAUUGUGUUUCUCUGAAGAGAGGUCCUCCUGAUGACACAGGAAAAUGGAACGAUGAGGAGUGUUAUAAGUACAAAGGGUACAUAUGCCAGAAGAAUAGUGAUCCUGAACUCUUUAAUUCAUCAGCAACAGUGCUGAGCUUUGCUUCUGACCAUUCUAGUGGGAUUAGCUAUUCUGUCACCCAUUCCAAAAUGAACUGGGAGGAAGCACACAAAAACUGCCAGAACAAUGCCUCAGAACUUGCCAGCAUUUUAGACGCAUUUAGCCAGGCACUGUUGUUCCUGCUUGCAGACGAAGUUGGAGAGCCUCUGUGGAUUGGUCUUAACAGCAACAUGACCAAUGGCAAGUAUCAAUGGAUUGACAGGUGGAAUUUAGUUUACAGCAAGUGGUCCAGUGGAGAACCAAAACAAACAUUAGCAUGUGUCUACCUAGACACUGAUGGCACCUGGAAGACAGCUUCUUGUGAGGAAAAGUUCUUCUCUGUCUGUAAAAAAUCAGAUGUAUUGGCCCCUACUGAGCCCCCACAACUUCCUGGAAAAUGCCCUGAAUCAAGAGGACACAAAUCUUGGAUACCUUUCCAUGGUCACUGCUAUUACUUUGAGGCCUCCAAGAAAAGAAGCUGGUCUCAAGCUCAUGACGAAUGUGCCCGACUAGGUGCUGAUUUGGUAUCRGUAGGAGAUUAUAAUGAAAGAAACUUUSUGUCAGAAACCAUCAAGAUACUCCAUGGAAAAUCACUGAACUUUUGGAUAGGGCUGAAGAAGGAUGACAGAAGAUGGGUAUGGACAGAUAAAUCUGCAAUGGAUUUUGUCAACUGGGGAUGGCGAGAACCUUCACAAAAAAGGCUUGAAGACUGUGGAGAACUAGAUGCAUUGUCUGGCUCCUGGAAAGCCAAAUUCUGUUCUUUCAAAAAAGGAUAUAUCUGUAAAAAACUAAAAACUCCUGAAAACAAAGAGAUGCCAACAGAAAAUACAGUAGAGAAAAUGGAGAAAGUAUUUUCGGCUGGCAUCUGGCUGUUCGUUCUUCUAGUGCUUUCUAUAGUUGGAGCUGGAAGUAUAAUUUAUUUCUACUUGAGGAGGAAAAGACAAAACCUGCCACAUAUUUCAAGCAGAAUGAGUGGAUCAGAAGCAACUGUGGAUAUUCAAGGAAAAGACGCACAAACAGACAUGUAGUCUGACCAAACGCCCAUGGGUUCCAACUAACAAAAACCAGGCUCUGAAUCAGUGAAAUCUUACCCCAGCUUUCCCCAGCUUUUUGUUUUCCUACUCAGACAAUAGUCUCCUUUCUUCUCAAAUGCAUAGUUACACAUAUACAUCUUCCAAAAUUCCUCCCAAAGUGCUAGAGUUGUUUAGUCUCGGGAGUGUAUAUACAUUUUUCAAACAAAUGGGCAUGGCUGAAAAGUUGACUCCAGUGGUGUUGUGAAAACUCUGAAAGAUAUUUACUAUGUGAAAAUUACUUUAUUUAACUCAGUGUAGAAAUUCUCCUUUUUAGAACCCAGARGAAAUCAUUACUCAAAACUUUAAAUUGUUUUCCCUUUUGUUACUUCAGUGGUAUCUAGACUAUGAUGGGAAUUACAGAAUCACAGAAUUCACUAGGUUGGAAAAGACCUCUGAGAUCAUCAAGUCCAACUAUGAAACACUGCCUCAUUUCAGGUUUUCAGCUACAUAGUUUAUGAUACUAUCUUUUUAUUCAUGUAAAACCUGUUACGAUGUCUGCAUUAAUCCAUUAAGUAUUAUUUGCAUACCAAAAAAAAAAAAAGACAGAAAGUUGUAAAAAAAAUUGAAGAGCCUCAUUUAAUUUUACUUCUCGUCUGAAUUUUUGAAUUAUGCCAUUUCCUACAGACUUGCACUAUUGUAGUACUCUGCAAAUACCUGUAUUUUUCUGUACUUCAAGUUAAUAAUAUAGAACAGGAGAUGAUCUUGCCAUUGGGUUUUAUUUCAAUAAUAAUUCUUUCAGUAUGCAGAGCUGCUCCUUUUAAAACCCAAACAUGUACAAUAAAUGGCUAUUUUAUAGUGCAUUAUAUAAUUCUUUGAUGUAGUGAUAGAAAAUCACUGAUAUACUUUUUGAAAAUACAUUCUCUCAUUUUUUGUUGUGAUUUCAUUCAAUAAUAUGGUGCCUAGACCCUUCUCAGCUUUUCUUCAGUUGUGCACAGUGGCACGUUUGCCUCAGCGGGCAGUUUAUAAUUCUGCACAUUUUAAGACAUGUAUYAUMCUCCUGAGGAAUGGAAACACCUUUYCCCAAGCCACAAGAAGGCACAYGGCACUAACACGCCUCACUGAAGAAGCAUAUGGAGGAGCAGAACUAAAGUAGAGGAGAUUCUACCAAAUGUAUGUGUUGGAAAACAGAUUCCUUCUUAGGUCCUUCUGUCAGAAUUUCUCACUCACACCAUGUGCUUACAGUCUCCAACUGACAAAAAGAUGAGGCCACACUAAAARUCUCUGCAAGGGAAGAAAAUAGUUGGAAGAAGUGGAAAAGGUUUCUGCAC